Ectocarpus siliculosus is the source of this 5013-nucleotide messenger RNA. The record is from the annotation of a GenBank genome assembly. NCBI's taxonomy places the organism in Eukaryota, Phaeophyceae, Ectocarpales, Ectocarpaceae.
AUGCUUGGGGAAGGGAUGGCGAUAGCUGAGAAAAUGCUGGAGAAAGUCGCAGCAGGAGAGCUCAGUCUAGUCGAAUUGGAAGCGAAGGUGCCGGAGCAACUACACGUCGUGGACGUCGCUGAAAGCGAGUAUAUCGCUUCGAUUAUGGCGCUCAAUGGUUACAACACGGAAUUUCAGCCCGAAAUGGAGGGGAAACUCAAGCAGUUCCAGCUUUUGGAGGAAUGCCGGAUAGCUUACAUCAAGGAGGUUCUGCUCCGCCUGGACCAAGCGAGUAAGGGGAUGCUGACGUGCCUGAUCGGCCCCGGAGGAACGCUGGAGGCCCUCAGCAUUGCUCUCACGCGAAUCGACCCGCUCUCAGACGCGGAGGCCCAGUUGUCUUACGUUCGGGAGAACGCUGGGAUGCCCCCUCUAUCGCCAAUGGGCGAGUUUUCAGACACGUCUUCAUCUAUGGGAGAUGAGAAUAGAGAAGCUAUGCCGGACAGGGGCAAGAGGGCCGUGCGUGCACCGGAAGAGGUAGCUCAAGCUCGAGAGGCGACAGGGUUAGCGGUCUUGAAACUCCCGGAGGAUGGAGUAGAGAAGAUGUUCCAUGGAGCCCGGGACGAAGCGAACGAAGCCGUUCGGAUGGUCCAAGAGAUCUGCUGCUUCCUUGGCGAGCUUGUAUCAGUCGAAGAGAACCAUACACGGGAGGUGUUACGGCUGCUGGAAAGGCAGGGCUACGGCAGUCGUGUGGGCGCGAGAGGCAGUAUGUCCUUAAUGGAGGACGUCAUGGCUAACAUGUCCAAGCCCAGUUCGUUGGCAUGCGCGGGAGUCAUUGCCGGGGAGGGGCAAACCCUGAAACAGGGAUGGGACUCAUCGGCGGUUGGCAAGGCGCUCGUUUCUGCCGAAGCUCACACGGGCCUGGCGCAUUCUCUUGCCGACAGUUCGUGCACGGCUGCUAUCCAGGCACACAACGAGGCGAAAGCAUCCGUGAAACGAGCGAUCAAGACAUUUUCAGCAGCAUCGAAGCAGCUCAGUACGAGCAAAAGCACUCACGCCAAGGCAGUGUCAAAAUGCGACAAGCUCACCAGAGAGGUCCACGAGAAAGAAGAAAGCUUGGCCAAGGCUCGCGUCGAUCUUACGGCUGAGCUACAAGCUUCCGGGGGCUCGUCUAUCGGCCAGGAACAAUCUCUGCCGCCUGACAACUCGACGGGAGCUCGGGGACAUUCUAGCGGUACAACCCCGUCGCUGGACCUCUUUGGCGAGGAUUCUUCGGCUAAGGGAAUAGGGGGUGUCCGACGGGAUGGCCCCUGGGUCCUGGAAUCGCUUGGGCUACAGCAGCACGCGGGUGGACGGGUGAAGGCGUUGGAAGUCAAGGUGACGGCGCUAAUCGAGGAGAGGGAUGCCGCCAAGCAGAAUGUCCGGGAUGCAAUCCAUGGCAUGAAAACUGCGCUGGAGGAGCUCCAGCUGAAAGUCAAGGACACGACUAUAGGGCUGCUCGCAGAAGACUCGAGCCGGCAAACGGGACUGAGCGAGCUUUUGCAUGGCGUGCUCUCGGUGUAUCUCGAAACCACCAAAGUCCUGGUCGCUGAGCAAACACGCGCGGAUGAGGGAAAGCAAACACAGGCGAUCGAUGGUCAGAAGGACGUCCAAGAGUUGGUGGAGAGAAAUGCUCAUCGAGUACAAGUACCUGCCGGGCACGGUGUGGGCGAGGUGAUGUUCAUGGCGUAUCACAGCGAAGUGCUUCAGAAGGAGCGGGACAUGCUCCGGAAACACCGCCUUUCGUCACCGCGAAGCGCAGAAAGGCACGGGCUGGAGGGAGAAGAGAGCGGCAACAACGCCAGCGGAGUGAGGCGGGCAGGUGGGGGGUCACACAGGUUCACUGCUAUGGCCGAGGCAGCACUGGCGCAGGCGCAUGCCAAGCAACAGAGGCGGCAGAUUAUUGCCAGGCAGGAAGACACUGGUCGCGAGAACGAGGGAGCAGCGAGUGGCGUUGGUGGUUCAAAUGCGGCCGCCCAUGCAUUUCCGGCAUCUCUCACGGAUGGAGAGGAGGGUCCCACGUCGCUGUCGCGACAACGUCCAGUGCUGAGCAGAGAUCACCGUCGACAUCGCCGAAAGAUCAGGGCGCCCGAGAAUAGGGAGAGUUGCUUCAGUGACUCUGAGGUGGUGGUGUGCGACGACAAUGCUUCCAGGCACGGCGGGUCUCUACAUGGGAAUCUUCGCCGGGGCUCUCGCCAUGGCUCGCGGCACGGCUCCCGGCAUGGCUCUAGGCACGGCUCUAGGCACGGAACCAAGUCGUACUCAAGGCACAGCAGCGCGAUAUCUUUGCGGGCACACUCUAAGAACGCGAAUUCGCCCAAACAGGGACAGGAAACCAAGGUCGUCGGAGAUGCACCGAUUACGGUGUCAGUGAGCACGAGCGGUCUUGGCAGUCCCCGGGUCGGCACCGGUGACCGUGUGCUUUCAUCCCCGCCCGUGGAGGAUGCCGAACAGAGCGGUAGCGCUAGUGAUGUGCCAGAGGCGAAGGCCGAAGGUGCUCCGGGAUUGGGUGGUGGCAAGCUAGACCCUACAGAGGGAGAAGGCACCGACGUGCCGAACGACAGUAACUCGGCGAUAGUAUCAGGAGAAGGCGGAAGCGGAGGCACUCCGGCUCCCCCGUCACCGGUAGAAGCAUCGGUCGACCCCACGGAAGCACCUCCCAGCGCCAAAUCUGGCGCUGCGGGAGGCGUAAUGGAGCCGGAAACAAUCCAUGGUCACGGGCAAAAAGCACCCGGAGUGACGGCUGCCAUUGCGACUAUAGCAGACCUUCACCCGACAGUCAAGGCGGAAAGUGAGACGGAGCCACCGCCGGGUGCCCCAGUGAAGGAAGCGAAGCUCGGUACUCUCAGCGCCGACGUGGCAAAAGCAGCGGGUCUCGCAGACCAGGGAAUUCAGUCGGAGCGAGAUGGCGUGGUGCUCACGGGUGGACUCGACCAAGUCGCGAGGAGCGAGCGGUCUCGCGUGGAAGUGGAGGUCUCACCUACCGAGGAAGCGGAAGAUGUGGGUUCUGCGAAAGUGGAACAGAAAGUGGCUCCCACGGAAGAGUCAGCCCCUAGGUGUAGACAAGAACCAGGAAGAGUGGGUUCGCCCAUUGAUUUCUCUUCUCUUGUACACUCCAGAGACACCCGGAAAGAACAGAUGGCCGUGAAAGAAGAGUCGCCGAGGUCGGAACGUCGGCCCUCUCUGCGCCAUCUCAAGAACCGGCUCCGUGAACAAGACGAUUUUUCGUCGGGAGGCGAGGAGGAGGAUGGAAUGUCAAGUAGCGACGAAGAACAGAUCGACUCCGGCGGUGGUGUGGCCGCGUUUUACCGUGAGUCGUCAACAACUGCCGGUAUAUCGGCCUCCACGGCUCAAGCAUCAGACGAGUUGAACGUGUUGGACUCGUUCGACCUUCCCAAGGAAGAUCUGCAAGAAAAGGUGAUCGAAAGUUUCUCAUGCGGCUUAUAUAGCGGGGGGCUGCCGCUACACGGGCGCCUCUAUGUCACCGGGAAAUACGCUCUUUUUUCAGGCUGGCGUAACACCAAGGUGGUCGUACUGCUGUCAGGCGUGGUUGGGGUGGAGAAGACUUCUACUCUCCGCUUUGUGCCCAACGCCUUGACCCUCGUCAAGAGGGGCGGAGAAAAGGUCACUCUCGGGUCUUUCCUCUUCCGCGACGACUGCCACGCUCUCCUCUUGAGGUUGGUCAAGGUCUCUGGCUCCAUCUCUCUGAUGCACGGAGUGUCUCCUGGUACCCCGACCGGUGCGCUGCCUCUAGAGGGCAGUUCAGACGAGCUCCCUGAGAACUUACCUGAAGCUCCGGAACCCUCUGAAACCGCCCCUGGCACAGCGAUAUCCCGCGCUCUCGCUGUAGCAGGCCGCCCGGGCGAUUCGAAGUUCGAAACCAUGGUCGAAGCAGUUCUUCCCUGCACUACCGCCCAGGUUUUCGCGUGGCUAUGGGGACGGGAUACGAGGUUUUGGGCUGACUUCCUUCGUGCCCAAGGAGAGACUGGGCUUACGAUUACACCCUGGGGAAAGACUGUAGUGCAGUCCGAGGCCGGAAGAGGACUGAGGGGUCUGUUUCCGGGAGAAGCUUUCGAUGAGCAGCGGGAGCUGACCUUCACUCACCCUCGAACAGGCUUCGUUGUCGGCCCCAAAAAGGUUUUGACGCGGCAGGUGCAAGGUUACCGCGUGGAGCGGCGGGAAGACUGGUCUGGAUCGCGAAGGCCGAUGGAUCGAGUCGUCUUGUGCCAGACGACCAUGAUGGAGCGAGGAGCUCCACUCGCUGACCACUUCACCAUUCUCGGGAAGGUAGUUUUAUCUCGAGACCCCCCUGGCCAAGAUCAAGAACCACGGUGUCGCGUGUGCAUAGGAUUCGAUGUAGCAUUCCAUCGGAGUACGAUGCUUCGAGGCGCCAUCCGCUCUGGAGCUCAAGAAGAAACGAGAAAUUCGUGGAAGUCUUGGCUGGCGGCCUCGAAGAAGGUGGUCAUGUAUCAAAGACACCAGCUCGGUCGUACGGCCGCCAAUGAUGGGGUCGCGGCUAAACCUCCUCAAGGAAUUUUCGCGCUUGCCGGGGACUUCGUGCCUCAAGACGGGGCGACGGCAGGCGUCGACGGACAGGCGUCACGCGGUACGGAGAUGGAACCGGCAAUUCAGCCACCGGAGAAAAGCACAGACUGGGCUAAACUUGUUGUGGGCGCGGCCCGCUGGCUGGUGGAGAAUGGAGUGUCUGCGGUAAAGUCGGCGGGUGUGCCGACCGUCUUGACGUUUUUGUGUCUAUUCCUAGUGAUGCAGCAGCAGCGUGAUGUACAGCGACUCAGCGGGCAAGUGGAAGAGUUGGUGAACGCUGUCGGCGAGAUGCGCAGCAACGUAGACAGGAACAUAGAACCAUGAGACAACCGGUAAGUCAGUUCAGUUUACGAGAAUGCCAGGGUAGUGUACGGCGCAGCACGCCUCCUUCCUGCACGUCACGAUGUUUUAGUCAGCGUGAACGUCUGACAAUAUUCAAGAACUUUCCAUGAC